AUGGACUAUCUCAAGAUGUUCCUGGCUACCACUGCUUCGUUGACUACGGCAUCGGCUUUACUUUUGUACAAAUAUCAACAGAAAUUGAUUUAUCCUAAUCAUCUUGUGGCAGAUGGUGCUGGAGUUCCACAUGAUACUCCAGAUUUAUAUGAUCUUGAAUAUGAAGAUUUAAUAAUUGAAACAAUAGAUCAUAUUAAAAUUCAUGGGUUUUUAUGUCUUCAACCAAAAUCAAGAUUAAAUUUACAAAAUGAAACAGUAUUAAUCCUUAAUCCCAAUGCUGGUAAUAUUGGAUUAGCUUUACCUACAGUUAAAAAUUUCCAUAAUUCAGGAUAUAAUGUCUUAAUUUAUGAUUAUAGAGGUUAUGGUACAUCGACUGGUGAACCUUCAGAAAUUGGAUUGAAAAUUGAUGCUGAUACUAUAUUAAAAUUUAUUGAAAAUCAUGAAAUAUUAAAAGAUUCAGAGGUAACACUUUAUGGAAGAUCUCUUGGUGGUGCAGUUGCAAUUUAUUUAGCUUCCAAAAACCAUCCAUUAAUUAAUAAAGUUAUAUUAGAAAAUACUUUCCUAAGUAUAAGAAAAACAAUUCCUCAUGUUUUCCCCUUUUUAAAACAUGUAUCUUGGUUAUGUCAUCAAUUAUGGGAUUCAGAGACUUUAAUAACAAAAGUUCAAUCAAAUGUUAAAUUUUUAUUUCUUAGUGCUGAAUUAGAUGAAAUUGUACCACCUUCACAUAUGAAAAAAUUAUAUGAAUUAGUUGAAGAAUAUGAUUAUAAGAAAUUCAUCUUGUUUGAAGGUGCUCAUCAUAAUGAUACUCCUUUAUAUCCUGGUUAUUGGGAUAUAGUUAGUGAUUUUUUAGAUUUAUGA
Messenger RNA from Hansenula ciferrii, 858 nucleotides. RefSeq lists its product as uncharacterized. The record is from RefSeq and is a predicted model, not a curated record. Bases 1 to 858 code for a protein of 285 amino acids. Gene Ontology annotation, molecular function: palmitoyl-(protein) hydrolase activity. The transcript has a single exon. Gene Ontology annotation, cellular component: membrane. Lineage: Eukaryota; Fungi; Ascomycota; Saccharomycetes; Phaffomycetales; Wickerhamomycetaceae.